Uloborus diversus is the source of this 1887-nucleotide messenger RNA. It is a transcript of the gene Cdc37, whose product is annotated as hsp90 co-chaperone Cdc37-like. Gene Ontology annotation, cellular component: cytoplasm. The record is from RefSeq and is a predicted model, not a curated record. Gene Ontology annotation, molecular function: protein-folding chaperone binding; heat shock protein binding; protein kinase binding. Gene Ontology annotation, biological process: protein folding; protein stabilization. Lineage: Eukaryota; Metazoa; Arthropoda; Arachnida; Araneae; Uloboridae. The transcript has 10 exons. Bases 320 to 1411 code for a protein of 363 amino acids.
AACUGCAUUUUCUGUAACUAAUAAAGAUAAAAAAUGCUUGCUUUUAAUAAAAUACAAAUCUUUCAAGUCCGUUUCAUGUUUCUUUUAAGAAGUACACCUUAAUUUACAUGCAAAUUAAACGUUUCGCCUGGGUCCUGAAAUUAUUAAAAGAAAUGAAAUGAAGUAGUGUCAUGUUUUCCCACUGUUUGGAUUCUUUCUGGAAAAUACUGAUUUUUGCUCCCCGCGUGAGGAAUUGAUUGUAUUGGAAGAUUUAUUGCCGGGUUGCAAGUUGCUCUACUACUAUACUAUCCCAAUUUUUAAGUUGAUAUUUACAGCUGCAAUGGUAGAUUACAGCAAGUGGAAAAACAUCGAGAUAUCCGAUGAUGAGGAUGACACUCAUCCCAAUAUUGACACUCCCAGCUUGUUUCGCUGGAGGCACCAGGCAAGAGUGGAAAGAAUGGCAGAAUUUCAGACGGAGAAGGACGAGUGUGAUAAAGAAGCCUCAGAGAAUGAUCGGAAAAUCUCGGAUGUGCAAGAAAAAAUUAAAUAUGCUGAAACUAGUGAUGAAUUCAACAUGGAUGAACUGAAAGCUGAGUUGAAGAAGCUUGAAGAACAUUCAAAAGAAUUAAAGCGAAAGAAGGAAGAAAUCUUGAAGAAAGAAAAGUUAAUGCCUUGGAAUGUAGAUACUAUUAGUCAUGAUGGUUUUGCAAAAACAGUUUUAAAUAAAGAUGCUCCACCCAAAAAAGAAGAAUUAACUGAAGAAGAGAAAGCAGAAAAGCAGAGAAUAUUUGUCCAAGAGAAUGAAAAGUUAUUGAAGAAAUUUGGAAUGUUCCAGAAGUAUGAUGAUAGUAAAAACUUCUUGAGGGAGCAUCCUCAUUUGGCAUGUGAAGAGACGGCCAAUUAUUUAGUUAUAUGGUGUAUCAAUUUAGAAGUUGAGGAGAAACACGAGUUGAUGGAGCAUGUUGCUCACCAGUGUAUUUGUAUGCAGUUUAUCCUUGAAUUAGCUAAACAUUUAAAUGUAGAUCCACGUUCAUGUAUCUCUUCUUUCUUUUCAAGAAUACAAAUGGCUGAUACUGAAUAUAAGGAAGCAUUCAAUUCAGAACUAGACGCUUUCAAGGGACGAGUGUGUGAAAGAGCAAAAAUUAGAAUUCAAAAAGCUAUUGAAGAAGCUGAAGAGGAAGAAAGACUUAAGCGCCUUGGACCAGGGGGAUUAGAUCCUAUUGAAGUUUUUGAAACACUUCCUGAGGAAUUGAAGAAAUGUUUUGAAUCAAAAGACAUUGAGCUUCUGCAAAAGACCAUCGCAUCGAUGCCAGAAGAAGAGGCUAGACACCACUUGAAUCGAUGCAUAGAUUCGGGACUGUGGAUUCCGGAUGCUAAAAAGGCCGAACUGGAGGGACAUCUACCUGAAGAUCGGGGUGCAGCAAGGUCCUAGAAGUUACCUGAUUCUCUAGAAAUACAGCCAGCCACGCACUUUUUUUGUGCAAACAUUCUUUGUUAGACAAUUAUGCAAUUUUUUUAGGAACAUGAGUUACCAUUAAGCAACGAAAUGUUUGUCCUGACUGUUUUCUGAUCUUAAUGUUUUACAUGGUUUCUGAAACAUGCUGGUCUUAUUUAAGAAAUUUGAUUUCAAGAUUUAAACUAUAUGGAAAAGUUUGUUUUAUUUUUUAUGUUGUGCGUUUUAUGAAUUAAAAAAAAGAAAACAAGAUUUAAAAAAAAAUGUUAGACUACUUUUUUUUUGCACAUGUACUUUUUUCUCUGAACAGCAACUUGCCUUAAACUUGUACCUGUUGUAAAUAAAUUUAAUGAUUAUAGUUUAAUUUUGUUCUUUAGUUUUUGUUUGUGUAUGUUUGUGAAUUGUAGUCACAAGUUUAGUUCUCGAGCAUACAUUGAACUUUUACCAUAGUUGUA